This is a messenger RNA of Boeremia exigua, 1089 nucleotides long. RefSeq lists its product as uncharacterized. Bases 1 to 1089 code for a protein of 362 amino acids. The record is from RefSeq and is a predicted model, not a curated record. The transcript has 2 exons. NCBI's taxonomy places the organism in Eukaryota, Fungi, Ascomycota, Dothideomycetes, Pleosporales, Didymellaceae.
AUGCUUCUAUCCCCGCUGGAGAAUACGGCAUUUCAGACCUUCACUAUGAGUCGUGGUGCCUACGCAAGUCGUCCCCCUCGGCCGUCAUCUACAGUCUCAUCCACAUCGUCGACUUCAUCCACAUCAUCACGGACGUGCGCUGUUUCGUUGGACUUUCCGAGCAUCCAGAAGCUUAUACAUACUGUCUUCAGGUCUACAAGAAUCACAGUUGAGCAAGCAGAGAGAUUGCAAAGCCGCAUUCACCAAGUCUACCUAGCGAAGCUUGCAGACGGGUAUUCACUUGUGCUCAAGUACCCGCCUCCAGCAAACGUACGUCUUCUCCGCCACGAGAAACACACACUGGACUCCGAAGUCAGGGCAUUAGAAACCUUGCACCAGCAUACACAGAUCCCGGUACCGCGCAUAAUCAAGUACGACAGCCAUGGCGGGCAAUUCGGCUCGCCCUACCUCAUGUUGAGCCACCUUCCAGGCCGCAGACUAUCUCAAGUAUCAUCGCGGCUUACGGCUGCCGAGCGAAGCACCAUCGAUCGAACACUAGGUUCCUACGUCCGCUGCCUGACAACGAUUUCUGCACAACAAUUUGGCAUGAGCCACCGAGUUCUUGAGAACAGAGGAUCCCAAUCAUGGAGCGAAGCAUUCUUCGCACUUCUCGAAGCUGCUUUGCGCGAUGCUGAGGAUAUCCUGGUCACAAUACCAUACGACAGCAUCCGAUACUACACCACCAAACACAGCCAUGUCCUAGAUGAAGUUACACAGCCAAGGCUGGUCGCUCUUGAUGUCUGUAGCCCAGACAACGUGCUCAUCGACGAGAGUACGAAGAAAAUCACCGGUCUUGUCGGCUUCUCCAACAUUGUGUGGGGCGACGUGCUUAUGAGUGGAGGUCUUGCGGAUGGCAGCGAAGCGUUCUUCGAAGGCUUUGGCGAGUGCCCUCUGCGGACCGGCAGUGUCAAGAUCCGACUACUAAUGUACACCGCCUAUCGCGCAAUACUGACGAUUGUGGCUCAUCACUACCGUCCACACUCCAACAUUGAUGACCUCAAGGUGCGACGCGAGCUCGUAUGCGCACUUAAUGAACUUGCACGAAUGUGA